CUGCAUUUAAAUUUGACUUGCCCACAGUCGACAGAAACGAAGAAAAUCAAUGAGGAACAUUGACGAGGUGGCUGGGUAUGCUACUAGGACUCAAACUCGCACUUAUCUGAUUAUAAAAGGCGGCGGUAGGAUGAUGAACCGACUAGACAAGUAUUACGAGGCACAUCCUCAGCAGUUGAUGCGUAGAACGCACCACAACAUGCUGAUGCUGCCCCCACCCCCUCUGGUGGACACUUCGCCCUCUGGCUCCAGUCAGUCCCGCUCCUCAACAUGGGCAACAUAUCACAGCGGCAAAUCGUCUUCUGGCAACAACGGAUUUUCUGUUUUGGAACGUGGCGAGCGCAUAAAACCGGAACGAUCAAACAAACGGAAUAAUGUUCAAAAAAUGCAAUGGAGAAGUUCAAGGUGGGUCAACGGUUUCCCGUACGCCGCUUCCGGUGAUGAGGAUUUUGAUAAUCGGAUUAGUUCCAUGACAAUUGCGGAUGUGAGCCCACGCUUUGCCGUUAAGCGCAUUAUCCUUCUGUAUGAGAACUUCCAGUACAGGGAAGCAGCUAACUUCAUAAACCGACUGAGCCACGGGACGUUCAAAGUGAUCCUGAACGACUUGCCUAUCGAUCUGUUCGUGGAGUCCAUGCCCCACAGUUUAUCCAUUCUCGAAGCGCUGUACGCCAAGGUGUUCCUGUCGGACGGACUGAACUUCAGCAUGAAACUGCUGCGUCCGGAGGGCGUCAUCAUGCAGAUGGUGAAAUUCUUUUCAAACCAGGAAUCGAUCGAUAAAACUGGGGAUAAGAACUGGGAACUCUGUGGACCGUUCAUCUGCAGCUGCAAGAAACUGCUCAAAGUGAUUGUCCUAUCGGAUCCUAAAAUCAAGAAGGUCCUGCAGCAGAGACGUAGGUCACUUGACAAGGCUAUUGAAGGUCUGGGUCAACAUGGCCUCGUGGGCACCACUGACGAAACGCUGAUGAAUUUACACGAUGCCCUCAAGAUGGAGUUUCAGAGGGUUGUGGAGACGUACAAGGGGGCUUUGCAGAAACUGGAGGAACUGUCCCUGGCCAGUAAUAAGAACGGAGUGACGCGGGGCCCGGCGCCGGUCCAGGCGUCCCACCAGCGCCAGCUGUCCCUGCGCCAGCCCGAGAUACAGGAGCGUCUCAUCAAGAACAAGACGCUACUGAAUGUGGUGGAGCCGACGCUGGGCAACCACUCGCUGGACAUCCUCCUGGGUAUCCUGCAGCGGCGCAUAGAGUUCGACAAGGAUGUCUUGUUCCAGUUCACGCAGCUGCGCAAGGAGAUGAAGGACUUGGUGGAAGCAAACUCAGUGGUGGCGCCGGUCCUCAUGAGGUUCUCUCACGGCUGUGACCAGGUCCUGGAGCUGAUGAAGGAAGUGGCCGAGGAUGAGGAUGACUCCAGCGACAUAUCGGGCUAUCACUCAGACUCUGAUUCGGCCAUCAUGAUGUCUGGCAAUUCACCGUACGUCAGCAAGAGGGCGCGUUACAACUUCCUGUCCAGAUCUGUACGUUCUAGCACCAAGUCCAGUAGUGUCCGCACUUCGGUGCUUCUCCAGCAGCUCAGCAGUUCAUCUGGUGAUUCUGCUGGCCAGCGUCACCAAGGUCUGCACCACUGCUCCUCCGGGUCCGACAGUCCCCCCCAUUCACUCCUUGUGACCGAUCCCACGGACUGUACCAAGGGGAGCCGGAGUCCAGACAGCAGCUCCACCUCAUCAGCCAACAGCCACUCAGCUGGCCGACCGGUCACGCGAUCGCAGAUCAAGCACAAGAACCAGCUCCACAAAUUAAAUUCAGCAGGUUCCAACUCCUCAUGUGGAGCUGUUACUUGCUGCCAGGGCUGCCAGUCCCGUGCGUCACUCCAGGUCCAACCAUCCAGCAACGAUGAAGAACUAAUGACCCUUAGAGGCGAAAUACGGAGAUUGCAGACAGAACUGGGGAACACUAAUGCAAGGCUACAAGAAUCUGAACAGCAGCUCAAAGAGAGACUAGCAUCACCCAGUGCAAGUACAGAAGCACCUUCAGAUCCAGGCAGCUUGGUGCGUUGCUAUGGCAACUUGUAUGCGGCUGCCCGAGUGGAUGCACUCGACUCUCUAGACAACCUUCCAGCUCUAAAGGACGCUGAUGAACUUAAGUCUAAAAUAUUGUUCUCAGUUGUUGUGCUGGCAUUCAGGUCAGCGCAGUCAUUGCUAGCCCUGAAGAAGGACCAUGUGAGACGUAUUCUGCACAUUCAGCCACCUGCAGUUACCCCACAAGUUGGUACUGUCACGCCCUCCGAUCCUGAAGCAGCUGAGCUGGAAAGAAGCGUUGCAGUUUACCUCCGGAAGACAGUGGAUAAAUUUGACCUAACCAAGAGCGUUGAAGACGUCUGCUGCCAGAUAUGGGCUACACUGUACGACUAUCCGUGCCUCAAAUCAUGUCCGGGACUUGUGCAAUAUGUAAAAGAUGCAGUUCGUUUAGCAUGGGGCCUAGUUAAUCAGUCACCACCGUUCAUCCUCGAGUAUGAGCAGAGGACCCUGCGAAGGGAUGUACAUGUGAGAUUCCAUUCGUCUAACCCAGAAAGUGACCAGAUUCGCACUUACCUGUGGCCUGCACUUCUGGAAGGAGCAGGGGGCCCAUGUGUUCAUAAAGCUGUCGUUAUCACCUGACCAAAGCGUAGACAGGCUCUUCUAUAAUGUGUUGGAGAAUGUCUCAACUAGAACUGAAAUUUGGAAUUGCAUCUGACAUGGAACAAAUGCAAUAUUUGUUUGUCUUUGCUGUGGAACUGAUAUGCUGCAAGGGCUGCAGCAAGGAUUUUGAAGGCAGCAUAAAAUUAUGUAUAUCUUACUGAACCGAGAGAUGUCCAUCUAUAGUGCACACUAUGCUGGAAACAAUUCUCACAUAUAGAUAGAUAGAUAUCCAUUCUUUUGGGUGAAUCACUCAAGAUCCCACCUUCCCUGCUAAGCCUUAUCCCUGUGUUGCCACUUGAUGCUGUACAUUGUGGGCUUAGCUGACCAGUUCAAUGGUCCCCUUCAGAGGGCCAAAGUAUCCACAUUUACACUGAGGUGUCAUGUAAAGUAUUCAUUAUAAUUUGUUAAAAAAUUAUAUUUCAUUUAAUAUCUUAUGUUAAAACUCUGUUUUAUAGGCUUUCAUUUCUAAUUCAAGUAACAAGCCUGUGAGGUGACCAUGAUUUCUGUUUUCCUGCAAAGGUAGAUGUCUUUCAAUGGUCUGAUGACCCAGGGGGCUGUUCUGCUUGCCUUAGUAAGUGAACCAGACUUGAGUGUAGAGAAUAAUAGUACAAAUUGAUUUAGGGAACUACAAAGUACUGUCUAAUAAACAGUGGCGCUCUCUACCCAACUCCUUGUUGCAGAACAUUUUUUUAAAAUAGUUGCUCAGUGAAGAAAUUCUUUGCUUUUAAGCAACAGAAAGUUUCAUUAGCAUAUUCACGAAAACUCACCCUUGUAUCCUCUCCAGAGCUUGCUGAAUCCAGUUCACACAAUGUUUCUCUAAAGUCCAUUUCAGUAUUAUCUUCUAAUCCAGUGGUUCUCAACCUUUGUCAGACUGUGACCAGGGCGUGGUACUUGGCCCCAGCCCGGCGGUUGAGAAACACUGCUCUAAUCUAUGGUUAGAUCUCCCAUAUGACUCUUUCCAUUGAGGUUUUCAGACCAACAUUUUGCAUGGACUGCCCAUCUCAUCCUCCUUGAUAUAAUCACCUUACAGUAUUAAGAGCACAAAUUAUGAACCUCCUCAUUAUGUGAGUUUCCCUACCAUCCUGUCACUUCCUCUCUCAUAGGUCCAAAUAUUGUCCUCAAUGUCCAGUUCUUAGAUGCCCUCAAUCUCUUAGAAAGAGACAAAGUUUCACACCUGUACACAAUAGCAGUGCAUUCUGUAUGUCAUUAUGAUGUAGUUGUUACACAUAUUGGCUAUUUUACUUACUUCUUCUAUCAUGAAGCUUGAAAUGCCGUGACUUGAUAUUGGAUCAUGAGUUGUGGCUCUCAAAUACAGAGACAUUUAUCUUUCACUGGAGUCACCUCACAGUAAUGCAUUUGAGUUCCGAGCAUAACAAAUAAUUUUGAACAUAACAAAUAUAACUUGAGGGUACAGUAAUUUUCGUUUUGUCUUACCUAACUUGUUUCUUUUAUUAGUAGUAUGUCCGUUCUUGUAAGUAAUCAGAUGUUUUGAAAUUAAAUCAGGAUUUUAUUUCAUCUCAGAAAUAAAUACAAAUGAAAUUAAAUGAUACAUAUACAUAUAUAUAUCAGCCAAAUGAAGUAUGUUCAGGUAUGAAUGAAUAUAUCUUUCUGUGCCAUUCUUAUCUGUGAAAGAAAGUAACAGUAUGUUAACAAUUAUUGGUUAUAUAAAUGUAUUAAACAUGUUAGUUUAUAUAAAAAGAAUUAUGAAAAUGA
This is a messenger RNA of Cryptotermes secundus, 4384 nucleotides long. RefSeq lists its product as uncharacterized. NCBI's taxonomy places the organism in Eukaryota, Metazoa, Arthropoda, Insecta, Blattodea, Kalotermitidae. Gene Ontology annotation, biological process: mitochondrial protein catabolic process; mitophagy by internal vacuole formation. The transcript is spliced from 10 exons. The record is from RefSeq and is a predicted model, not a curated record. Gene Ontology annotation, cellular component: mitochondrial outer membrane. The coding region runs from base 50 to 2650 and encodes 866 amino acids.